Messenger RNA from Phodopus roborovskii (desert hamster), 1543 nucleotides. RefSeq names its product splicing factor 3a subunit 2 (gene Sf3a2). Gene Ontology annotation, cellular component: catalytic step 2 spliceosome; U2 snRNP; nucleus. The coding region runs from base 37 to 1431 and encodes 464 amino acids. The transcript is spliced from 8 exons. Lineage: Eukaryota; Metazoa; Chordata; Mammalia; Rodentia; Cricetidae. The record is from RefSeq and is a predicted model, not a curated record. Gene Ontology annotation, biological process: spliceosomal complex assembly. Gene Ontology annotation, molecular function: zinc ion binding; nucleic acid binding.
GUAUAUUCCUGUCCCUAAAGCUCCCAGGCCUGCACCAUGGACUUCCAGCACAGACCUGGAGGCAAGACUGGGAGUGGAGGCGUGGCCUCCUCCUCUGAAAGUAAUCGGGAUCGCAGGGAGCGCCUGCGCCAGCUGGCCCUAGAAACCAUUGACAUCAACAAGGACCCGUAUUUUAUGAAAAACCAUCUGGGGUCUUAUGAAUGCAAACUCUGCCUGACACUGCAUAACAAUGAGGGCAGCUACCUGGCUCACACCCAAGGGAAGAAACAUCAGACUAACUUGGCUCGGCGAGCUGCCAAGGAGGCUAAAGAAGCCCCUGCACAGCCAGCACCUGAGAAGGUCAAGGUGGAGGUGAAGAAGUUUGUGAAGAUUGGCCGCCCUGGCUACAAAGUGACGAAGCAGAGGGACACAGAGAUGGGCCAGCAGAGCCUACUGUUCCAGAUUGACUACCCUGAGAUUGCCGAGGGCAUCAUGCCACGCCACCGCUUCAUGUCUGCGUACGAGCAGAGGAUCGAGCCCCCGGACCGCCGCUGGCAAUACUUACUUAUGGCUGCUGAGCCCUAUGAGACCAUUGCCUUUAAGGUGCCAAGCCGGGAGAUUGACAAGGCUGAGGGCAAGUUCUGGACCCACUGGAACCGAGAGACCAAGCAGUUUUUUCUUCAGUUCCACUUUAAGAUGGAAAAGCCACCAGCCCCACCCAGUCUCCCAGCCGGACCCCCGGGCGUCAAGCGGCCCCCACCCCCGCUCAUGAAUGGCCUGCCUCCUCGCCCACCACUGCCGGAUGCCUUGCCCCCACCUCCGCCUGGUGGCCUGCCUCUGCCCCCUAUGCCCCCCACAGGGCCUACUCCUUCUGGGCCCCCUGGACCUCCCCAGAUGCCUCCACCAGCUCCUGGGGUCCAUCCACCAGCCCCAGUAGUCCACCCACCCACAUCUGGAGUCCAUCCUCCAGCCCCUGGGGUACACCCCCCAGCACCAGUGGUACACCCACCAACAUCUGGGGUCCAUCCCCCAGCCCCUGGAGUGCACCCAGCAGCCCCUGGAGUGCACCCAGCAGCCCCUGGAGUGCACCCACCAGCUCCAGGGGUCCACCCACCAGCUCCAGGGGUCCACCCACCAGCUCCAGGGGUCCACCCUCCCCCAUCAGCUGGAGUUCAUCCUCAGGCUCCAGGAGUACAUCCACCUGCUCCUGCAGUUCACCCUCAGGCCCCUGGGGUGCACCCCCCAGCCCCUGCUAUCCACCCUCAGGCUCCUGGGGUACACCCCCAGCCUCCGCCUGGGGUACACCCUGCCACCCCUGUGGUCCAUCCUCAGCCUCCAGGGGUUCACCCUUCAAAUCCUGGGGUGCACCCAGCUUCUAUGCCUCCCAUGCUAAGGCCCCCACUCCCGUCAGAUGGCCCUGGGAGCAUGCCUCCCCCUCCCCCAGGCAACUGAGCAGUGGCCCAGCAUCCCUUGCUGCCUAGGUGCAGCCUUUUCCCAUGGCCAGUCCUUGGGAAGUUUUCUAUUUUGUCCUGCCCUGAGCCCAUUAAACAGCCUCCCCCAUGUC